AUGGCUACAAUUAAUUUUAACAUUCAUUACAUAACAUAUUUCGGACAAGACUUAUAUGUUUGUUUCAAUGACAGUGAAUGCGUUCCAAUGAAUUGGACAAAUGGACAUAUGUGGGUUGGCAAAAAAACUAUCAAUGGACCAACUCAUCUUGAAUGGUAUUAUCUUGUAAAGGUUCAUAAUAAAAUACAGAGAAUAGAAGAAGUUCAUGGACUUCGUGAAUAUAAUUUUAAUGGAAAUAGUGCUUCUGUUAGAGAUUGGUGGUAUUAUCCAGAAUUAACUUAUGUUACUGAUACUUCAGAUGAACAAGGAGUUAUUAAUAAACAAGGGUUAGAUGAAAAAACACUUAAAGCAAAGAAAGAAGCCGAAGAGAAAGCAAAGAAAGAAGCCGAAGAGAAAGCAAAGAAAGAAGCCGAAGAGAAAGCAAAGAAAGAAGCCGAAGAGAAAGCAAAGAAAGAAGCCGAAGAGAAAGCAAAGAAAGAAGCAGAAGAGAAAGCAAAGAAAGAAGCAGAAGAGAAAGCAAAGAAAGAAGCAGAAGAGAAAGCAAAGAAAGAAGCAGAAGAGAAAGCUAGAAAAGAAAAGUCUGAGAAAGAAAAACAAGAACGGUUAAAACAACUUCCAAGCUUAGAUGAAAGUGUUGGAUUUUAUCCAGUUCAAAGAAGCAAGGGAAGUCCAUCAUCAUCAGAUAGGUCAUCAGAACGGUCAUCAGAAAGAAAUGAAAGUAAUAGAUUAAAACGUUCUUCUCAAAUUCAGGAGCAAAUAAGAAAAUACGAAGAGCUUGCAAAAAGUUCACAAGAAGAUGCUCAAAAGAGUAUAAGACAUACGUCUUCUUCAAAAAGAGUAUCAAAAACUUUUGGUAAAUAA
Messenger RNA from Entamoeba histolytica HM-1:IMSS, 861 nucleotides. RefSeq lists its product as uncharacterized. Bases 1 to 861 code for a protein of 286 amino acids. The transcript has a single exon. The record is from RefSeq and is a predicted model, not a curated record. NCBI's taxonomy places the organism in Eukaryota, Evosea, Mastigamoebida, Endamoebidae. Gene Ontology annotation, molecular function: carbohydrate binding.